Leptonychotes weddellii (Weddell seal) is the source of this 488-nucleotide messenger RNA. The record is from RefSeq and is a predicted model, not a curated record. Lineage: Eukaryota; Metazoa; Chordata; Mammalia; Carnivora; Phocidae.
AUGGCGCUGUUGGUGUCAAGAAGCCAAGGAGUGUGCAUGUUUAAAAGCACACCAAUUCCGCCAUGGUUUUUAAAUCACCCUUCCAACCUGUAUGCCUAUGAAAGCAUGGAUAUUGAGUUUGAAUGUUCAGUCUCUGGAAAGCCUGUGCCCACUGUGAAUUGGAUGAAGAAUGGAGAUGUGGUCAUUCCUAGUGAUUAUUUUCAGAUAGUGGGAGGAAGCAACUUACGAAUCCUUGGAGUGGUGAAGUCAGACGAAGGCUUUUAUCAAUGUGUAGCUGAAAAUGAGGCUGGAAAUGCCCAGAGCAGUGCACAACUCAUUGUCCCUAAGCCUGCUAUCCCAAGCUCUAGUGUCCUCCCUUCUGCUCCCAGAGAUGUGGUCCCUGUGUUGGUUUCCAGUCGGUUUGUCCGUCUCAGCUGGCGCCCACCUGCAGAAGCAAAAGGGAACAUUCAAACCUUCACGGUCUUUUUCUCCAGAGAAGGUGACAACAG